GAUUUAUGAUUUAUCUUUUCAGCACUGUACAAACUACAAAAGCAGACGACACCAAAAUGCAUUGGAUAUUUGCCGUUAAAUUGUUCAUAAUGUUGUGAAUUAAUACCGUUUCGCUAAGUUAUAUGCAAAUAUCAUCAAAUUAGGAGAGUAAAAUUACAGUUAAGUAAAAAUAUAGGAAAUUAAAAAUAAAAUUACAGGAAAGUAAAAUUACGGUACGUCACUUUCAUACGUCAUAAGCAUGUCUCAGAAUACAACAUGUGCUUGAUAUCGGACAAGAAUAAUAUAUGUAAAAGUUACGGAAAGAAAAUUUAUAUGAAAUAAAAUUAGCAAUUGUGAUAAAAGCUUUAAUCACCAUAUACCGGAAGUGUUAAUUUCAAAAUUGGAAGUGGGUUUUUAUUUGCUAGCUAUUGUAAAGACAAGAUGUUGAGGACAAGGAUGCAGGGAGAUGAUAAUAUGUUUAGAUGGGCACGGACUGAAAUGAAAAGGGAGUUGGUGAUGUCACAGUCAUCUUAUGCCAAGGUUGCCGGACUGCAAAGUGAAAUUGGUCGAGUAGUUAUCACGCGGGUAGCCGGAAGUGAACUCGAGUAUAAAAGAACGCUGAAUAUGUACCGGAAGGACAUUGCAUGUACUGUAAACAAUAUUAGAAGGGAGCAAAUAAAAAUGAAAAUGAAGCUUGGAAGAUAUGUGAGAAAACUGAAACAGACACGGAUUGAACAUGUAAAACUGAUAAAGGAACAACAACGCCACGACAAGGAAAGAGCACUCUUGGAAGAACUUCACCUAAGAUUAAAAUCCGAAGCUACGGCUAGAACACCGGAACCAGUAACAUAUCCAGUCGGUGAUCACUAUCUAGAAAACAAACUCGAAGAAGACCAAAGUUUUCACGAAGACGAGGAAACUUAUGAACGCAAGCAACCGCCACAGAUUGAUUUCAAGAGCGGUUCAAUGUUUCUUCAAACAGGAAUAACAGACGUCCAUCCAGGAGAGAAUGACUCAAAUGAUGGCGACGGUCAACAAGCCGGAAACACGCGAAACAGAAAAGUGAGCCGGGCAUUUGAACCAAUGCUUCCAAUGAUAGAUGAAGAUGCUGAAAAAGAAUGCGACGAAUCGAAUGAAAAGCCAGCAUGUACAAAAGAUGAAUCAGAACCGGAUAGAUUUGAUCUAAAAGUUUGGGAUGAGGAGAUGUCGGUAUCGUCAUAUGGUGGUCGAUUAAAGAAGAAAAACGAUGUGUCAUUCUCCGAUAUUAUCAAACUGAAAUACACAGGGACAAAGAAUCUGUUUGAUGUGGUUCAUAAAUUAGCAAGGAAACACGGUAUCCCUGAUGUUGUAGAAAAAGUCCCUGAUCCACGAGACAAUAUUGUUCAUCGCGGUUCUACUAAUGACUCACUUAAACUUCAAGCAGCCAUUUUAUAUCCGAUAAAAUAUGGAUAUAGUCCGGAAGAGGAAACAAACGAGCCUGAAGUCGAUAGACUAGCUGCAAGCAACAGUAAAUCUCCUGUAGUGACGGAAAGUGAAAAUGACGCGAUGUCAGAUUAUAGAGACAGUGUUUCUUCGACAGAACAGAAGUCAAGAAGAGUUCGGCGUCUGUCAUUACGUCAUUCUAGGUCAGUUGAUGAAAGCGAGGAUUAUGACAUUUACUUAGAUGUGCCGGACAAAUCGAGACAAUUAAAGUCAAGAGAUCUAAGCAUGCCCGAUUUAGUCGAUAGAGUUCGAAAAAUCAAAUUUGAACAAGUUGAUAGAUUAUCUUCUAGUCAAAGGUUAGAAAAUGAAAUGAUAUCGUCAUAUAAUCUGUUAUCUCCUUCGCCAUCAUAUAAGCCGUCUUCGUCACGUUCAUCUAGGUCACUUCCGGCACUUUCUAAGAGUUCUGAGAAAGAUGACAAGAACAACGUCAGCUGGACGCAAGCGUUUGGAUUACUCAGAGCUAUUCAUAGUCUUGAAGACGUUUCAGCAUAGAGUACAGAAGCCGCAAAUAUUUAAAGCGAUAUCAUAUAUAAUUAUACAUAAUGGUUCUAAAAACACAGUUUUCAUUUGUGAUCUGACCUUCACUUAUUUAUUUGUGUUCACGUUGAUUGAUACUUUUUAAUAGAGAUCACGGUGAAGAACUAUAACUAAUUCAAUGUUUAUACUGAAUGAAUUAUAAUCAAAUUACCCUAAGUUGUACAUAAUGAUAUUGAAUGCAUUCUAUUAUAAGCUAUAUAAGUUAAUACGUCACAAGACAUUGGAAAUGUAUCACAUGUAAUCAAAUUUGUCGAAAUAAAUUUCACUUUAUUG
Messenger RNA from Ruditapes philippinarum (Manila clam), 2271 nucleotides. RefSeq lists its product as uncharacterized. The coding region runs from base 421 to 1953 and encodes 510 amino acids. The transcript is spliced from 2 exons. NCBI's taxonomy places the organism in Eukaryota, Metazoa, Mollusca, Bivalvia, Venerida, Veneridae. The record is from RefSeq and is a predicted model, not a curated record.